This is a messenger RNA of Anoplophora glabripennis (Asian longhorned beetle), 4052 nucleotides long. RefSeq names its product zinc finger protein 26-like. Gene Ontology annotation, molecular function: zinc ion binding; RNA polymerase II cis-regulatory region sequence-specific DNA binding; DNA-binding transcription factor activity. Bases 72 to 4052 code for a protein of 1326 amino acids. The record is from RefSeq and is a predicted model, not a curated record. The transcript has 9 exons. Gene Ontology annotation, biological process: regulation of transcription by RNA polymerase II. Lineage: Eukaryota; Metazoa; Arthropoda; Insecta; Coleoptera; Cerambycidae.
CGUGGUUCUUCCGCCAGUUCCAACCCAAUAUUACCGGAAAAACUGCACGAAACAUUCCACAAUCAACCGAAAUGAUUGGCGACUACGACGACGACACCCACUUCUGCCUGAAAUGUCACACCACAAUCUUAGGCUUAGACAACUACGUCAGUCACAGAAAAGCUGGUUGUUCCAAAAACCUAGGCGAUGCCCCUAAGUCUCCACUACCAAGUCAACUGCUGCCUCCUGAUGAGUCAUUUGGACUGAAAGCAGAUGACUUCUUCUUUUCCUUAGAAUUGCGCAGCAGUUCGAAAAAGACCUCAGCCCAGUCUACUUCUGGAAAGAACUUCAGUGGUAUUUUGACUCGAAGUAAGACUACAGCUGUUCUUCAAGCCACCUCGGGAAUAAAUAAGGAUACAAGUGAUAUCCAGCAGUCGAAGUCUGGGAAGAAUGUUUGGAUCGGUGGUCACCAACUCAAAGAACUUGGAUACGGCGACAAUCAGUCAAAGUUAAUCAAAGCUGUGGAUAAUUUAGAGAGAAGAAAAGAGGAACCAGCUAGACUAGAAGUGUAUGAAGAAAGUGAUGAGGAUACGGAUGAAUACGACUAUGACGUUGAAGAUUCUAGCGACGAAGACCAAGACGUUCCACCGAGACAUUAUACAGGUGGUAAAUGGAAGCCUUCAUCACCAAUUCAGUGGUCUAGGAACUCAGACUCUAGGGACUGGAACGUACCCCCUCCCACUUACACCGGUGGAAAAUGGAAACCAUCCGCCAAAAGGGGUUCUUCCCCUCCAGCUACUCAUACAAAAGGCAAAUGGAAGCCUUCUUUCAAGGAAUAUGAUGAUGUACCACCUCCUACCUUCACUGGCAGCAAAUGGGUAUCAUCAAAGAAGCAAGACGACCAAGACGUUCCGCCUCCCACACAUACUAAAGGAAAGUGGAAACCUAGACCCGACAACGACGACGAUUUCCCUCCUCCUAAUCACACCAAAGGUAAAUGGAAACCCAAAUGUCAAUUGGACGACGAAAACCCUCCUCCAACUCAUACUAAAGGAAAAUGGAAACCUAAAGGUGACCUAGAUGACGAAUUUCCACCACCAAGUCACACAAAAGGAAAGUGGAAGCCUAAGAACGAUAACGAAGAAGACUUUCCACCCCCUAGUCAUACCAAAGGCAAAUGGAAACCGAAAAAUGACAAUGAAGACGACGUCCCAUCUCCAAGUUAUACAAAAGGAAAGUGGAAGCCUAAGAAUGAUAAUGAAGAAGAUUUUCCACCUCCUAGUCAUACUAAGGGUAAAUGGAAACCAAAAAAUGACCCUGAAGAUGACGUUCCAUCUCCAAGUUAUACGAAAGGUAAAUGGAAACCAAAAGCUGAUAAUGAAGACGAAUUUCCUCCUUCAACUCACACCAAAGGCAAAUGGAAACCUAAACAUGACAAUGAAAUAGAUUUAGCUCAACCUAGUACUUCAAAACAAAUCGAAGCUACCGAACCUGUGUUUGACAAAGACAGUACGAAAGAGACUGAUAAUAAUACAGAUAUAAAAAGUAAACAAAAAUGCGAGGCGCAAAGUAAAUUAAACGAAAAUUACACUAAAAGUAAAUGGAUUCCUCCGAUUCAAAAUAGAAGCAUACUAAAACUUUCUGGUGAAUCUUCACUGAAGAAAUCCGGACGAACAAUGCAGUAUUGGUGUAGCCCUUGUAAUAGAAAACUAGCUUCGAAAAUUGUCUACGAAAGACAUCUGAAAUCCGAGCUUCACUUUAAAAGAACUUUACACGACAGAGAAUUUGACGACAAUGAUGAUUUAAAUAUACUAAAGGAAGUCAGACGAGCUAAAAUAAAGCCACCUGAAUCUAUCUUCAGUAAUCAAGAGAAGAGCGUGACAAGUAUGACCAAAAAGAGGAAUCGUAAGAAGAUAUUUAUAAGAUGCGAUGUUUGUCAUUCAAAAGUCAGUAAGUACCUUAUCGGGAAGCAUUUAAUAUCUCACUACCACUGCAGAAAGGGAGAUAUAACUACACCGGUGGCUAGGUCAAUGGUACUUGAAAACAUCUUCAGUAUAGUUCUAGAGUGUCCCUUCCAAUGCAGUAUUUGUAAAUUUUAUUGCAACACCCAUGAUGAUUUCUUGCGGCAUUGGCUGUCGAGAGACCAUGUAGACAAAAAGGCACCAGGUUAUUACUUCUGUAGCCUCUGCAAGUUUAGAUCGGAAGAUACACAAUUGAUGUACACGCACAUAGCGUCAUCAGAACAUAAUGAAGUGAUUUCAGUCAUCAACCGUUCAGUACCAAUCGUCAUAAAGAAAAUCAAUCCCGUCUAUUGCCCAACCUGCAAUAAGGAAUUUAUGCUCAAUGUGCAGCUUUUAAAUCAUUGCAAAAGAUUCAAUCAUGACGAUUCUGUCGCUAAGACAUUCAAAAAUGAAUUUAUCUGUGAACCAUGUGGAGAAGGCUUCCUAUCGAAUAUUGCCUUGCAACGUCAUCGUCAAAACGUUCACAAAGAUAAAUACUUUGUUUGCAGCCCUUGCAACUUAAAAUUUGACAACGCUAAAGAUGCCAAACUACACAGGAAAUCUUUACAACACAAAUACUCCGUUUUAGGCAAAUAUGAACAGGAUAAAAAAAGCAUGAAGAGAAAAUGUGAAUACUGCCAGGAGACUUUCGCCAAUUUCCUCUUGCUCAAGGAACAUUUGAAGGAAAAACACCCAGAACACAAAAUUAGAUGUCCACACUGUGGUACUAACUUCACAAUAACUCAAGAACUGACCAGCCACCUUCGGUCAAAAUCAUGCAAAUUCGAAGAGAACCCAGAAAACAGUUUUCGUUGCGAAAAAUGUCCCUUUUCAUCCAACUCAACGUCAGAAUUGGUCUUCCAUUUAGCUCUACACGACGAACCACUCUUGACGUAUCCUUCAGAUAAAGGCGAAGGAAAUUCCAAAUCAAAGCCCACUUACAGAUAUAAGUGUCCGAUGUGCAGUAAGAUUUUCCCAAAGUCUUCCCUUCAUGCCCACAUUAGAAUGCACACCCAGGAGAGGCCCUUCGUCUGUAAAAUUUGCAACGCCAAAUUCGCCAGGAAAAACAAUUUGCAGUUUCACGUGAAGAAUCAUGCCAAGAAAGACGCGACUAAAGUGGUGAAGGAGGCUUCCGGUGAACGACCGUUCCUGUGCUCGACGUGUGGAGCAAACUUUAAGAAAAAGUCCAUUCUCCAGCAACACAUGCAGAUUCAUACAGGAAAACUGUGCAAGUGUCCUAAAUUUGGGUGUGUGUACACUGCCAGAAAAAUGAGUGAGAUCAAGGAACAUCUCAAGACCCACUCUGAUGUUAAAAAUUUCGCCUGUGACUUAUGCGAAUACAAGGGCAAAACCAAGCAGCAACUAAAUCGACACCUGACAAUUCACGACGACAUCAAGAAAUACCAUUGCCCACAAUGCCCAUUUACCACAAGAACCUCGACUCACCUAAGAAGACACGCGAGACUGCAUACAGGAGCAAAACCUUUCAGUUGUCCAUACUGUAACUACAAAUGUAACAAUCUGGAGAACUUGCGAAAGCACGUCCUGUCCACGAACAAACAUCCGGGAAAAUGCAUUUAUGAGUGCAAAUUCUGCUCGAAGGACCAUUUCCAGAGCAACUUCGCCAAGGACUUUAAGGCCCAUUUGAUCACGCAACACUCCGGGAUGUUCGGAAACGGCGCCGAGGCGGCCACCUACGUGGCAGGCAUCUACGAGGUGCAGGACGACAGCACUUACCUGAGCGAUAUAGAUAUGGAUCGGACCGGCGAGGGAAAUAUCCACUCUCAAACCUCCAAGAUGGACGACCAUCACGAAAAUAUUCUAAACCUGAAAACUGAUGAUGAUCCUAUAGUGUCCGAGAUAUCGAUACGUUCCAUAGACCACACGACCAAGAACAGAGCUCUGGACCAGAUGUUACCGAGGUUUAUCGUUCCCAAAGAUGAGACUGUUGCGAUUGAAACCUCCCCAGAGGCUUGGAACCUAGUAGGACGAUAUGACGUUGAGGAGGAAUCUGGAACUUUAAUUCCUUUCCAGAGUGACGCGGUCGGCUUGUUCCAAGACCAUUUCGAUUGA